AUGGCGGGGGAUUACGACUAUGUUUUUAAAGUUCUUGUUUUGGGGGAUAGCUCUGUUGGAAAGUCAAGUCUUAUUAAGAGAUUUCAUUCGAAUGUGUUCGAUCAAAGACUUCCUACAACCAUAGGUGUCGACUUUUUCAUCCACGAUAUGGAAGUUGAUGGAAAGAAAGUCAAGGUUAGUUUCCAGGUGUAUUUUUUUGCUUUACGUACUCGGCAUGUUUCAGCUGCCUGAAGACCCAGGAUUUUGCUUAAUCACUUAUCCAUAAAUUAUACUUUAGCUUAAAAAUAUAGUUUGUAGGCUCGAGGGCAUAAUUUUUUAGCACUCGAAGUGAUUUUGUUGAGAAUUGGUGUGGUCAGUCCUGCAGGGCUGUCAACCCCACUCGUCUUCAAAUAUUCCAGCAAUAAUUGAUAGGGAAGAGAUGAUAGAUGACGUCAUAACGCACGGCUCAUGACGUCAUCUGUGCAACAAAAUACUCGUUGACUGCGAUUGUCAUGACCUUGCAAUGACACAAACACGCCAAAGAGAUGUUGUUGGCAUUGUUCUCGCAAAGUAAAUUAAGGCCCGUGGAGCGAGUUUAUGAUUUUGUCAGGCGUGCAGCAUGCACAACACACCAUGGAUCGCCAAGCAAAAGUGUGAUCUUGCUUUGGUCACAAAUAUGUCUCGCUAUCGGUUUGGGCAAAUGCAGUUGCCUAGGAACAAAGCAGCGUGUGAGCAAAACCACAACAAACCUGGCCCGGUUGCUUUAGCGGAGGUCAAGAAAUGCUUUAAACAAUAAAUUUCGAAGGGUUAGGUAGAUGUACCUUUUACAGCAAAUGGAUGUGAUUUGGACCAUUAGCUUCAAUAAAAAAAAAACAGCAGAAAUCGAGGUAAGAAAACAUGUUUUGCGUCCUACUUCGCAGACCAUUUGUAUCUGCAUUGUUGGUCGUAUGUUCUUUCAUUGCCAUAAGUUUAAGACAGCUUGAUCAGCUUUAAACGAUGUUUGCCGGCGGAAGUUUCAUGGAAAAGGUCUUAAAUCAAAAUUAAUACUCUUCCUUACACUUAUGUGUUCCUCCUUAGUAGUGUUGUGGUAAGCAGAUGUCACACCAAACCGAAGUUGCAGGGUUCGAUUCCUAUUUUUUUAAAACUUUUCUUUUUUUCUUUCUUUUUUUCGCUGUUUUGUUUUGUUUGCGUGUUUUUCUUCAUGUUAGAUAUAUUUUCUUUUUCCUAUUUCCUUCUUUCCCUUUUUUUCUACUUCUGGCCCUUAGCCUCUGCUUCGCACGGCUCUGCGAUUCAUGUAUUUCUAGCAACAUAUGACUUAAUUUGUUUACUUCCCACCAAUUAGAUUAUCAUAUAGCCUGCAUAAUAGGAGUUUUAUGAGCCAACCGAGGCAAAUGCGGCAUUUUGUGCAUAGUGCAAGAUGAGGGAGAAGAAAAUAUUAUAGCACCUGUAACCAGUCCAUUGUUCUGGCUCUUCCACCCACCUACGCGCACAAAUAUUGACUGAUGGUGAUGAUGUCAAAAGGACCAAUGAAAACACGACCCAUUACUCCAUUAUUGUCACCAUUCUGGCUACCAGAAACACCGACAGCAGCGUAAACCACUGGAAAUAACAACUACAAUGGCAUGCACAAAUCACCAAUAAUGUAAGAAUGCAAAAAUGACGAAUUUGCUCAGUUAAAGUUUAGUUUAUGUCCAAACACAAUGGUGAGAAAGAACAGAGGAAAACCUGUUGUUCAAAAAAUUCCAACAUCACGUUUCACAUUGUCAUGAGCUUAUGAGUUGUGUUUGGCCUGUCAACACUUAAUUUCAAAAAGUUAGUAAAUCAGGCUUUUUCCAAACUUAGUUGAAAGAAAUCCAAGAACAUCGUUCCUCUUUAGCAAUAUUUGCUUUAUUCCUGGAACAUUUGGAAAUAAAUGAAGAACUUUCUCUAACAGCAUUGUCAAAAAAACAUGACUGCAGACAAACAUACCAGAAUCUUGCCAGAACAACAUGUCGUCAGUUAACUAAUUGAAGCUCAAAGUUCAUGUAGUGAAUGUGGGAAGAGCCAGAACAAUAGACUGGUAACAGGCACUUUAUUUGUUUCUCCUCCCCUCAUCUUGCACUUUAAUCAAAAUGCCAUGUUUGCCUUGCUUGGCUCAUGAAGCACCUGCAGGCUAUUAUUAUAUUACAAUGGAAUACCUGAGUUCAGGAAACGUUCGUUGUUAACAUUAAAAUAGCUCAGACAGAGCAAAAUAUUUAAAAUUUUAUUUGUCGGAAAGUCAAGCCUACUGAAGAAAUGCCAAAAUUCGGUGAUUAUCCAGGAGAUUUUAUACUCUGUUCUGGAGACUGGGAAAUGCAGUCCAAAAUCUGGAGUCUCCCAGAUUAUCAGAGAGAGUUGACAACACUGGUCCUGGUACUCUUCUCAUGGGAAAACAUGAAUUUUCCCAGUCCAGAAACAGUGUGUCCUAGUCCUUAAACCAGUGAGUGAGGCCCUCUUAGGUGCAGUGCACAUGUCGUAGCAAUUGCAGAGUAACUGGCUUAGUAAAUAUCGUACUUGAAAAAAAACUGCUCCUGCAGCCCCACUGUCAAGUUCAAUUAUGCUGGGUUUACAGUCCCACAGUCUGGUGGUUGAUGAAUGCUCAAAUCUUAGUGAGUAAAAGUCGAGUGCUCUUAAAGUCCCAGCUGAAAAGUGACGAAUAUUGAGUGGCUAUCCCACUAAUGCUCCCGCAGUCCUGCACUCCUGAAGUCAAUGUCAAGUAACUAGUGUGCUUAUAAUAAUAAUAAUAAUAAUAAUAAUAAUAAUAAAAAAUAAUAAUUUAUGUAGCGCUAUUCAGCCUCUUUCAUAGCACUAUACAAUAAUCAGGUUAACGUAGAAUCUAAACACUAAAAAAUAUAAUAAAAUACCGAGAUAAAUUAGUUAGAAAGCUUAAAAAAUAUAUAUAUACAUUAUACAAAAAAUGAAAGUUAAAAUCUAAGAUCUAAAAAUACUAAGAUAAAAUUACAGAUAAUGAAAGGAAUAAAAAAAAAAACGUGUAUUAAAAAUAAAAGUUAAAAGCCAUAGGCUUCUUUAAAAAGAUAAGUCUUCAAAUGUCUUUUAAAAAUAGCAAUUGAUGGAGAUUUACGAAUGCUAAGAGGCAAGCUAUUCCAUUGCCUUGGCGCAGCAAUGUUGAAUGCCUGAUCUCCAUAAGUCUUUAGUUUAGCCAGUGGCACAGUGAGCAGUUCUUGCCCACUGGAACGUAAAGACCGAGAGCACUUACAAUGGCUCAGGAGACUAGAAAUGUAAGAGGGUGCUUUGCCAUUGCGUGCUUUAUAGACUAAUAACAGGAGCUUAAAAAUAAUACGUGAAUGUAUAAGGAGCCAGUGUAGCAACGAGGUAUACUAGUGCUCCAGCAGUCCUGCACCCCCACAGUUGAUGUCAGAAUUUUAUUAUGCAAAUUGGACACUGCAGGAGCAGUUUUUUAAGUUAGAUAUUUAGUGGGCCGGGUAUUCUGCAAUAUAACCUUUAUGUCCCUAGUCUGAGUUCGAAUAAAACAAUAUUAUUGUUUGACAUUUUGAGGAGUAGGCCAUGUCCCUGUCAGUAUUCAACCCAUAUUUAUAUCAUUUGUGGCCAUUUAUCCCAGUCUUAUGUCACUAUCUUAUGGCCAUGUUGCUUGUUGGAAUUUUACCCUAACAGGCCCUCAUGAGUUACUGGGUCAGGGAUUACUGUUUCCUUUCUUAUUACCGAUAAAAGCCUCACGAAAAGACAAUAUAAUGCAAUUUUCAUUAAAAUUAUCAUGGUAAAAAAAAAACACAAACAAUUUGGUGUACCUAUAGGCCACUACUAAAAAAUCUUGCCAUCCCUGAUUGCAAAGAAUCUACUGAAACAGCAACGAAAUUAAACCACAGCACUAAACAAUGUGGGCUUCUUUGAUUCCUUUUGUUUUGUUUGGUUGACUAGCUUCAACUUUGGGACACUGCGGGUGAAGAGAGAUUCCGUCAAGGUGGUUUAACCAGUUCAUAUUACAGAGGAGCUCAUGGGGCACUGGUAGUGUUUUCUCUGACAUCUCUCAAGUCCUUUCAAAGUGUAAAGAAUCUUUGGAUAGAUGAAUUUUAUAGAAAAAGGUAAGAACUGAACAAUCUUCAAGUGUAUUGUUUAUGCAUGGUGUAUAAUGAUACAUUUUCAUACCUGCCAACCCCCAGAGUACAAAACUCUGGAGACAUCUAGAAAUCUUUGCAUUGUAAGAAUGACAUUUUCGACAUGUUUGAAUACUCUCCGAAAAUCACCCAAAGGCCCUCCUAAUGUUCCCAACGUCGAUAACAAUGUGGAAAAACCACACCUGUCCCAACUUUUGAUUGGUUGAUUUCUGACCAAUUGCAAUACUCGUUAAAUAUACAUUAUCAAUUUGAUUGCUCUGUUUUACGUUUUCCGAUCAAGAGCAGCUUAAAUAAGAUUGCUAAAUCCACUCCUUGUUUCAUUUUCCUUUUUGACAUCUCAAAAAUAACAAAAUUUUGAAAAAGGCCACAGUAGGUAUUUCCCAGGAGAUUUGGUGCUCUAACUUUUUUUGAUGAAAAACUUGGAGACUCCUUGGAAAAGCAACAGAGUGGGCAGUUAUGCAUUUUAUAGUUGUACUGAGCCGCAGGUAGCUAAGCUAAUGGAAGCAGGUGUGGUCAGAGGUCUUAUGAAAUUUGGCAGAUAAACAGAGUCAAAGCUCUGAAAAUUCUCCCAGGCUGUACUUGAAGAAUUAGCUUUCGACAGUUCUUUGUAACAGAAGUGAGGCCUUUUAGCAAACUUUCCCGGAAUUUCCCCACUGCGAUGAUAAAGAAAGAGAUUUGGUACAUUCUACCUUAUUCUAAAUAUUAAUCCUUAUGAGUACUUAAUGUGAAGAAGUGGUGUUGGGUUUAAUCAGGUUGGACCUUUAGGUAGGACCUGGCCAAAGAUUUAAAUAAAAUUGAGGACAACUAAAAAGGGUUGUAACUGGUCUUCUUGAAAACUGGCCAUCAUGACUAGUUUUUCAAAGGAAAUAAAUUUCUGAUGUUUGUUGGGUCCCAUGUUUCAUGAAGUUGUUAUUUUGUCACUGAGAAAUAAUUGCAUUAAAGCCAACUGAUGAAUCAUCUUUUACAAAUAUCAGAAAAAUCUCUUUAAAAGAAUUCCAUUUAUUUUUCUGCUGUAAGCUAAGAAAGUCAACUGAAAAUAAUGUCAAGGUUUGAUUUUGGUGCUAUGUUAUUUAUGGAUGAUAGUGACAUUAUUAUCAGUACACUGAAAAGACAACAUUAUUGCAUCAGUUAAGGUUUUUAAUCAUUGAUCAAUUAUAAUCAAAGAUUGGCACACCUCCAAGAACUAGGAUAACCUCUGGACAGCCAUACAUGGUGCCUAAUUUACCUCGGUCAUUGUUAAUCACUAAUAUAAGAAGUAUCAAAUGCAGAAGGGUUUGCUCAUAUUCUGGUUUAUGGGUCACACUGUGACUUAGCUUUCACCCAUUGAUUGCUCUCCCACUUCAUGUGCAUGUUAAACUGUUAGUAAUGUCUUACUUAAUUUUUACUUGCUUAAUAUUUUUUAUUCCUUGUUUUCUUUUUUACUUCUCUAGUGGUUCAGAUACAAUUAAAGUAUUAGUGGCUAACAAAUGUGACUUGAAAGAUAAGAGAGAAGUCAAUGAAGAUGACAUUAAAGUAAGUGUGAUUUUGCCUCUGACUCUUGAGGAGGUAGCAUGGCUGAGUGUUUAGAGCAGUGGACUUGCAAUGCGGAGGCCCCAGGUUAAAUAUGUUGAAUAUGUUCUUGUUAGCUGCAUGUUCAGCUCAUUUGUCUUGCUUGUAGGCCAGCCGGUUUGUCCAUGGUCAUUUGAGAUUUUUACCAAAUGAAUUAUGUUCAUUUAAUUUAUUUGUUUCUGCUCUUUUUUGGGGCACAUUGCACAUGACAUUACCUCACCUAUCCUCUUUGGGCCUUGUGGUACAUACCCUGUAAGGCCUUCGCAGAUCGUCCCUCCACUUAUCCCGGUUAGCUGCAGUGGUCUUCACUUCCUGUGAGGACGGGCGACAGUGUUCCCUUGACAAAGUGAAUUUUGUCUUCUUUUGGUUUCUGUAAUAACAGGGUUUUGUGGGAUAGGGUAUCAGUCCUCAGCCCACCCCCCUCCCGCCCCUGGAGGACCAGGGGACCACACUUAGUCUGGUCAUCCUUGGACCUGACUCCAGCCAACAUACCGUAAAAUUCCGAAAAUAAGCCCCGGGGCUUAUAUUUUUCAAAGGCCCUUUUUGCGGGCUUAUUUUUGGAGGGGCUUAUCUACGGAGGGAAAUUUGCAUUUCAAAAUCGAUUGGGCUAGCCUUAUAGCUGGGAAUAAAUCUACCAUUUUUGCUUUGUUUUACUUUAUAUUUGAGGGCAAUUUUCCAAAUACAAGCCCCCAGGGGGCUUAUAUUUGGAGGGGCAAUUUAAUGGAGCAUUUUCUGCAUUACCGGUUUCGGGGGCUUAUAUUUGGAGGGGCUUAUACAUGGAGGGGCUUAUUUUCAGAAUUUUACACUAGCUCUACCAUGGUAAGGUGGUGAUCCCUUUGGAGUGGACAUGACAUUACCUCCUGCCUGAAUAAAAUUAACGAUAUUUUUUAUGAAUACAUAUGUAUGAAUAGCUACAUGUAGUAACCCCAGAAAAAUUGUUCAAAAAACAGUGAAUAACUCAGUUCAAUCCUCCAUACACUGUAAGUGGAGUUUUUGUGUCUUUAGUUUAGAACACACUAAGGAUCUAUGCCUUAAGUAAGUCUUUUCCUUUCCCCACAAUGAUUAUGAAUGACGUAAAGGUUGAAACAUGGUGUGAGGGGCUAGAACCAGGCAGCGGGAUUGCAAUCAUAUGGCUGGAUAGAAUGAAAAAUAGCAGCAGGAUGCUUGCUUGAAAAAAUCUAUUGUGGACCCUCUGAAACCCCAGAUAUUUGUAUUUGCCAGGGGGUUAUUCCCAUUACCAUGUUCUUGGUUGCUAAUUUCCUAAAUUGUUUUAAUAAUACUAUGUUUCACUGUUUCAGGAAUUUGCAGAUUUGAAUUCCAUGUGUUGGUUAGAAACAAGUGCCAAGGACUGCACUAAUGUGGAAGAAGCUUUUGAAACUAUGGCUUCCAAAUUAUGCGAGAGUCAUGAACAAUAUCUCUCUUUCGAGUCUGAACGUAGUGGUCCUGGCAGUUUUACUCUUCAUGGUGCUUAUGGAGUGCCAGAAGAGAAUGAAAGUCAAGGUUACUGCUGCAACUCAACAUGA
Messenger RNA from Porites evermanni, 7162 nucleotides. The record is from the annotation of a GenBank genome assembly. Lineage: Eukaryota; Metazoa; Cnidaria; Anthozoa; Scleractinia; Poritidae.